Rhodotorula graminis WP1 is the source of this 326-nucleotide messenger RNA. RefSeq lists its product as uncharacterized. Gene Ontology annotation, molecular function: phosphatidic acid transfer activity. The annotation marks the transcript as partial. The transcript is spliced from 3 exons. The record is from RefSeq and is a predicted model, not a curated record. Lineage: Eukaryota; Fungi; Basidiomycota; Microbotryomycetes; Sporidiobolales; Sporidiobolaceae. Gene Ontology annotation, biological process: phospholipid transport. Gene Ontology annotation, cellular component: mitochondrial intermembrane space.
CUCGCCAACCGUCGAGGGCAGCUCGAAAGCCUCAGCACUACCUCCCUCCCGCCUCGCACUGGCUCGCCAUGGUCGCCCUCUUCACGACCGCCUUUCACUUUGGCUGGCCCUGGCCGGCCCAGGUCUACGCCGUCCUGAACAAGUACCCGAACCCGCUCGCGGCACACGUCGUCUCGAUGGACGUCGUCGACCGCCAGAUACUCGAGGACGGCACCAUCCGCAGCGAGCGCAUCCUCGGCAUCCAGCAGGACAGCCCGCGAUGGGUCAGGAGGAUGCUCGGCACGCCCGACGUCACGUACGCGCGCGAGGUGUCGUUUGUCGUCCCC